AUGGCUGAUCUCAGCAACCACAAUUGGGUGGACUUCAACAGCAGUGACUCGGCUAUCUUUGACGUUGUGCGUGGCUACCCUUCAGACCCAGGCUAUGCCACAUAUCCGCUCCUAGACAACCGCCUCGUGCCCUCUGCUCCGGGAUCCGCCAACCUGACUCUGACCUUUGGCAACGCCAGCACCGUCGUGGCCGUCAACGUGCAAGACACCUACCAGCCCACGUGGCCACGCGCCGGCAACGCCACAGACACCACCCUGGAGAUCACCGCCAACAUGACAGGGGAUUACACCAUCGUGUUCAGGGCUGUGCCCAGCGCAGGCCUGGACUUGGCGGGCGCCCCACCCAGCGCAGCCGACAUUGAGGGCAGUGGCGCUGUGACCUUGGUAGCAGACGCGGCACGAGGGCCGCAUUUCUAUGCUGCCAACGCCACAGGCCUCACACCUGGCACCAACUACACCGUGCUGCUGGCGGUGCGCAGUGGCCUGGCGCUGGCCACCGGUGUCACCGCGCUGUCGGGGGCACUAGUGCCGGACACGCAGCCGCCCAGCUUCACGGCUGCGUGGCUGGUCAGUGGUGGCGGCGGGGCCAAUGCAAGCACAGGGUCAUUCAGCGUGGCCCUUGACCUGGGACUGGACGAGCCGGGAGCUGUGAGCUUUGCAAUUUACGGCGACCCAGCCUGCAUCACCGCCUGCAAUGCCUCACCCAACCCAAUGCUUCUCAAUACUGCCACGUCUUGA
Molecule: messenger RNA, 738 nt
Organism: Monoraphidium neglectum
Lineage: Eukaryota; Viridiplantae; Chlorophyta; Chlorophyceae; Sphaeropleales; Selenastraceae
Exons: 3
Coding region: 1-738 (245 amino acids)
Source: RefSeq, a predicted model, not a curated record